CUAUAAGAGUUCAACUAGAAACACGUAAACGCGCAAGACAAUUCCAGCUCUUGUCAGAUCAACAGUCUUUUUUGGAAAUGCAAAAGGAUUAUUACUCCAUACUUAACGUUUCGCAAAAAGCAACCCAAGAAGAAAUUCGGUUUGCCUAUAAAAGAGCUGCUCUUGAAACGCAUCCAGAUCGAGUGCCUCCCAAUGAUCGAACACGGGCCACACAACAAUUCCAGUUAGUGAAUGAGGCUUUCUAUGUAUUAGGAGAUUCUACUCGUCGUGCUCAAUAUGAUCGUGAAAGUUCUUUUCCAUCUUCCUCUUCACGACCGAAAGCCAAACAAUCAUCUUCUUUCUUCUCUGGUGGUCGUAAAGACGAGGAUGCUUCUUCUAGUCAAAGGGAAAAACAAUCUUAUGGUUCCAGCUAUGGAUUUCAAGAUUCUUUUUCAAACUCCCAAUUCGGCAAUAUUUUUAACGAAAUGAUGAACGAGUCUUCCAAUGAAGGUCUUUUGCAUCAUCUUUGGACUGUUGUGGGCGGUCUUGCUGGAGCUGCGCUUGGGUUCAUUACUUUUGAUUUCCUAGGCAUCCCUUUGGGAUCUUUUGCUGGUGCGAAAUUGGGUAGAGUGCGAGAUAAACAUGGAAAAAGUGCUUACAGUGUUUUUAUGGAUCUCCCAGCUACUGAGAAAGCUCGUAUCCUAAGCAAACUACUUGCACACAUACUGAAUACGUCUAAAACUUUUGCUAGUAAUCCGCCUUAGUGCUUUGCAUGUGCUGGCAUCCAUUUUGUUUUUGUUUUUGUUUUUUUAUGUUUGUUGUACUCUUCGUCCUUACGUUUUAUGUUUCAUGUCUUAUCCUCACCUUGUUAUAAAAUGUUUAACAUCUUCUGAAAAAGAGAAUAAAAAGAAAAAUUUACGUUAUGAAUAUCAUAUUGAUGAUCGCCUCUUCUUUUUCCAUUUCCUGACAUUUCAUCCUGUUUUAGUAAGAUAUUGGUAGUAAUUAUAGCAAUAUUACUGUAUUGGAAACUCCCCUUUUGAUUAAACGAAACGCUUGUUUCUCAUGUUUCGCUAUUCUACGA
Molecule: messenger RNA, 1060 nt
Organism: Schizosaccharomyces cryophilus OY26
Lineage: Eukaryota; Fungi; Ascomycota; Schizosaccharomycetes; Schizosaccharomycetales; Schizosaccharomycetaceae
Product: DNAJ domain-containing protein
Exons: 1
Coding region: 78-743 (221 amino acids)
Cellular component (GO): nucleus; cytoplasm
Molecular function (GO): protein-folding chaperone binding; protein folding chaperone
Source: RefSeq, a predicted model, not a curated record